This is a messenger RNA of Zophobas morio, 553 nucleotides long. It is a transcript of the gene MED11, whose product is annotated as mediator of RNA polymerase II transcription subunit 11. Lineage: Eukaryota; Metazoa; Arthropoda; Insecta; Coleoptera; Tenebrionidae. Gene Ontology annotation, molecular function: transcription coregulator activity. The transcript has 2 exons. Gene Ontology annotation, cellular component: mediator complex. The record is from RefSeq and is a predicted model, not a curated record. Gene Ontology annotation, biological process: regulation of transcription by RNA polymerase II. Bases 100 to 513 code for a protein of 137 amino acids.
UCGCCGCCGAUCCAGCUGUUUAUCUGUCAUAAAGCUCUGUCAAAAUCCAUCAAAACAAACUAAUUUCUAUUGAUUUCUGCGUUAAGACUCGAAACAUUUAUGAUGACUGCGCCAAUGGAGCGAAUCCAGGUCCUCGACUCCAUCGAGAAGGACAUAAUCACGUGCCUUCACAGUGCAGGUCAAGUAUUCGUCGAGCUCAGUAAGGAAAAAUCCAGCCUGAAGCAAGCCGAAAACCACACACAAACGUUCCUCAAGACACUAUCGUCCGUCGAAAAUAAACUAACGGAACAAAUCAACUAUCUAACUCAGGUUUCGACAGGGCAGCCCCACGAGGGUUCGGGUUAUGCCUCACAGAAAGUUUUACAAAUGGCGUGGCAUAGGUUAGAGCAUGCACGGUCGCGAGUCAAUGAAUUGGAGAGGUUAAAACUGAAGCAUAUACAAGGGGGGAGGAGGAAUAUCCCCCCGAAUGGACAAGGAUUCGGAGGGAGCGUACCACCAGGGUCAACAACAUAGUUUUGUAAAUUUAUUAAAAAUAUAGCUUUUGUAAAUGGCA